Messenger RNA from Castor canadensis (American beaver), 2766 nucleotides. RefSeq names its product glypican 4 (gene Gpc4). Gene Ontology annotation, cellular component: cell surface; extracellular region; plasma membrane. Lineage: Eukaryota; Metazoa; Chordata; Mammalia; Rodentia; Castoridae. Gene Ontology annotation, biological process: cell migration; regulation of neurotransmitter receptor localization to postsynaptic specialization membrane; regulation of presynapse assembly. The record is from RefSeq and is a predicted model, not a curated record.
GUGAGCCCCACAGCCCAGUGUGCCCAGGCGCUGCUGAAGAUGACCUACUGCUCCCACUGCCGGGGCCUCGUGACUGUGAAACCGUGUUACAACUACUGCUCAAACAUCAUGAGAGGCUGUUUGGCCAACCAAGGGGACCUCGAUUUCGAGUGGAACAAUUUCAUAGAUGCCAUGCUCAUGGUGGCGGAGAGGCUCGAGGGUCCAUUCAACAUUGAGUCGGUCAUGGACCCCAUCGAUGUGAAGAUUUCUGAUGCUAUCAUGAACAUGCAGGAUAACAGUGUGCAAGUGUCCCAGAAGGUUUUCCAGGGAUGUGGGCCCCCCAGGCCCCUCCCAGCCGGACGGCUUUCUCGCUCCAUCUCUGAAAGCGCCUUGAGUGCUCGCUUCAGACCGCACCACCCAGAGCAGCGCCCAACCACAGCAGCUGGCACUAGCUUGGACCGACUGGUUACUGAUGUCAAAGAGAAACUGAAACAGGCCAAGAAGUUCUGGUCAUCCCUCCCCAGCAGUGUUUGCAACGAUGAGAGGAUGGCGGCAGGAAACGGCAAUGAAGAUGACUGCUGGAACGGCAAAGGCAAAAGCAGGUACCUGUUUGCAGUGACAGGAAAUGGACUGGCCAACCAGGGCAAUAACCCAGAGGUCCAGGUGGACACCAGCAAACCAGACAUACUGAUCCUCCGCCAAAUCAUGGCCCUUCGGGUGAUGACCAGUAAAAUGAAGAACGCUUACAAUGGGAAUGACGUGGACUUCUUUGACAUCAGUGAUGAAAGUAGUGGAGAAGGAAGUGGAAGUGGGUGUGAGUAUCAGCAGUGCCCUUCGGAGCUGGAGUACAACGCCACUGACCACGCCGGGAAGAGCGCCAAUGAUAAAGCCGACAGUGCUGGCGCCCGUGCUGGGGCACAGCCCUGCCUCCUCACUGUCCUCUGCGUCGUGUUUCUGCUUAUGCAGAGAGAGUGGAGAUAAUUCUCACACUCUGAGAAAAAGUGUUCAGCAGAAAGUUAAAAGGCACCGGUUAUCACUUUUAUACCAUCCUAGUGACUUCGCUUUUUAAAACGAAUGGACACCAAUGUACAGUUUUUCCUCUGCGGCCACUGGUUUAAACGAUGUUGACUUUGUUUUCUCCCUCUGUUUGAGGGGCAGGAGGGACUCGUGCAUUGCACUGGUUCCCGCUCCUCAGAUUCAUGGUAAACGUGGCUAACGUGUAGGUGCAGAGCUGUAGUUAGCUGAGCAGUUGUGAUUCUUUCACUAUUGUUUGUUCGUUUGUUUUUUCUCAUUUUGUUUGUGGGUUGUUUUUUUUUCAAAUUAUGAUCUCACCUUGUUUCUUACAAGAAAACCAGGGUCCUUUCUUGGCAUGUAACAUGUACGUAUUUCUGAAAUAUUAAAUAGCUGUACAGAAGCAGGUUUUAUUUAUCAUGUUAUCUUAUUAAAAGAAAAAGCCCAACAAGCCGCAAAAUUUCCAUUGUUCCCUGUUAUUUUAGCUGCCUUAUCUGGACAGAAGUGGAAGUGAUUUGGGGUUUUUGUUUUAUUAUUCCUAGCUUAGGACAGAAUGUGGAAAGCACAGGUAGGCUUCUGAGCCACUUGUCGGGUUGUACUUGAACAUCAUCAACACAAGAGGCUGAUGGUUGGAAGAGACUGCAGACUCCCCAUUUUGGUUGAGAUGAAUCACACAAGCUAAGGUCACAUGUAUGUCCAUUUCCUAAACCAUCUAAAAAAAUUCUUCAUAUAUUCUCCCUUGAAAGACAAAAAGCAUUCAGGGUAUCCCAGUUAUCAUGUGUUCAUACUUAGGUUUGAGGGUGUUCUUUAAAACCAGGCAAGUUAGAAAGCCACUGUGUACCAGUUUUCAUAUCCACACUGACCCUUUAUGAAUUUUUAUCCCAAUGGCUGCAAUCAGUGACCAACAAUCUCAUUUGGUUCCCCUUGGCAGAGUGAGCCGGAUUUGAAACCCAGCCAUAUAAGGCAGUUGUCUGGGAGCUAGCCAGACUUGGGGUACAGCCUGGGCUCAGGGAAUAACUGUCAACACUCGAGCAGAGUUUUCAUCUGUGCACGUGUAUUUGCAUUGUUUUUGGAUCCCAGUUUUUUUAAGAGCGUAAGCUGUCUAAUUUGAGUCUUUUUGUUGCUCGGCCCGCCUCUGCUUAGUCAAGUGAAGGACUUGGAAUGGUUUACAGCUGUGUGCUACCUGUACCAGCCAAGCAGUCCACUGGGGGAAGAACAAGGUGUCCAUAUUUCUUCAUGUAUUAUUUUCUUUGGGGGGAGGUGGGACUAGGUAGUGGUGAAAAGACUUCACAUCCAAUUGGUGACCCUUAACCACAUGGGUGAACUGGCAAAGGUAAUAUCUGUUGUCCCUGGCCAAAGACUGGCCCUUUAGGAGCCCUUUCCUUGUGCUCUUACAAAAUGACACCUCAUAAAACUAGGAGAAUGUAACAUCACUCUGAAGGGGGUUCCCAAGUCUUCAGAAAUGCUAAAGUUCUGCAAGUCUCUUCCUGCUCUAGACAGCCAAUAAGAUCCCAACCAAUUCAACAGAACCAAAAGCCCACAGAGAGGUUGUUGUGUUAUUGUUCAAUCUUCAGUUGUAAAAGUAAUGCUCUAUUUUUAUAUUGAAACAUGAUUACUUGAUAGCUCAGGGUCUACAUUUCAUUCAACUUUUUAACACCAAAAUCUGCAGAAUGGUCAAAGAGAAAUAUUGGGGGCUGUUGUAAACAGAGGCUUAAUUUUAUUAGAAGUAGCCAGUUAUUUAUUAAAGCAUGAUGUUAAUAAAAUAGGCAUAUUCUG